AUGGGUCGUCCUGAUCAAACUCUGAGUCCGGGAAUGCACAACAACUUCAAUCCGAUGUUUCAUCCGCAACCUGCACCUGAACCAACGGUUUACGAAAACCAAAUUGUCGACACCGAGCAGAAAUAUAUCCAGACCGGAGUACCAAAUAUGCCCAGACCGGUUCCACCUACGUAUAUCAAUCCCGGUCGAAUGGGUAAUCAACCUUACGUACCACCACAAAUGGCCCGACCGGUGAACCAACCAUCAAACUGGACUUCAGGACUUUUUGAUUGCAUGAACGAUGGCGAAAAUGGUUAG
Molecule: messenger RNA, 297 nt
Organism: Brassica napus (rape)
Lineage: Eukaryota; Viridiplantae; Streptophyta; Magnoliopsida; Brassicales; Brassicaceae
Product: protein PLANT CADMIUM RESISTANCE 6-like
Exons: 1
Coding region: 1-297 (98 amino acids)
Source: RefSeq, a predicted model, not a curated record